Rhododendron vialii is the source of this 1413-nucleotide messenger RNA. RefSeq names its product mRNA-decapping enzyme subunit 2. Gene Ontology annotation, biological process: deadenylation-dependent decapping of nuclear-transcribed mRNA; nuclear-transcribed mRNA catabolic process, nonsense-mediated decay. Gene Ontology annotation, molecular function: manganese ion binding; 5'-(N(7)-methylguanosine 5'-triphospho)-[mRNA] hydrolase activity; RNA binding. The transcript has 8 exons. Gene Ontology annotation, cellular component: cytoplasm. Bases 250 to 1215 code for a protein of 321 amino acids. Lineage: Eukaryota; Viridiplantae; Streptophyta; Magnoliopsida; Ericales; Ericaceae. The record is from RefSeq and is a predicted model, not a curated record.
CAAAUAGGGAAAGGGCGCACCGCAGGUUGUCGUUUGAUGCCUGUUGUAAUUUGUAAAGCCAACUGGACAGACAUCGCAUACUUGUUCUGAAGCGAAGAUCAACAACUGCUUUUGCUUUCUCUGGUCGUGAAAAUCUCUCGGAGCUCUUUCUUGUGUUUUUUUCCCCAGUACAAAAGAGUUGUCAAAUUAGGGUUUGUUCUGCUACUAGUUUUUUGUUUUUAGGUUGUAAACCAAACAGAGAGAACUCUAAUGUCAGGUCUCCAUAGAUCUUCGAGCGCUCCUUUGAAGAACGGUCUACCUCCUCAAGAACUCCUCGACGAUCUCUGCAGUCGGUUUGUUUUGAAUGUCCCAAAAGAAGAUCAACAGUCAUUUGAGAGAAUUUUGUUUCUGGUGGAGUAUGCACAUUGGUUCUAUGAGGACAACUCAGUGGAAAACAAUCCAUCGCUGAAAUCAUUCACUCUGAAGGAGUUUACAUCUUUAAUGUUUAACAGCUGUGAUGUUUUGAGACCUUAUGUUGCUCACAUAGAUGACAUAUUCAAGGACUUCACUUCAUACAAGGUUCGAGUUCCUGUCACUGGAGCUAUCAUUCUAGACGAAUCAUAUGAACGGUGCUUAUUAGUGAAGGGAUGGAAGGGGACAAGUUGGAGUUUCCCCCGUGGGAAGAAGAACAAAGACGAGGAAGACCACACAUGUGCAAUCAGAGAAGUCCUUGAGGAAACAGGUUUUGAUGUUUCAAAACUCUUAAACAAAGAUGAAUAUAUCGAGAUGAUAUUUGGGCAGCAGAGGGUGCGGCUUUACAUUGUUGCUGGCGUGAAAGAUGAUACUGCCUUUGCCCCACUCACCAAAAAGGAGAUCAGUGAAAUUGCAUGGCAUCGGCUUGACGAACUUCUACCAGCGAAUGAUGAUGUUAUAUCUCGGGGGAUUACUGGCCUGAAGCUUUACAUGGUUGCUCCUUUCUUGGCAUCUUUGAGAGCGUGGAUUUCAACACACCAGCCCCCAGUAGCUUCAAAACCUAAUAUGCCUUUGAAAGGAAUUAGUAUAUGGAAGGCGAAGAACAGUUCCACAGGGAGCAGCUCAAUGAUAACAGAAAAUCAACCAACUAAACCUGUAGUAGAUGCCAACUCCAUGGACACAGGUCCUGGCAGAAGCUUUAGAAAUUUCCGUUUUGAUACCAAUUUGAUAAUCCAAGCAAUGGAAACUGCUUUCUUCUCGUGAUGCUGAAUCGCUGUUUGUAGUGGACGAGUUUUAUGCAACCACAUGGUUUGUUGAGUUUGUAGCUGUUGCGUAUGCAUCUUUUCGACAGCAUUUAUGACCUCUUUGUGUUUGCUUGGUAGCUGUGCCGACUUUGUUUUGUAAAUGAUUACAAGGUUAGAGAUAUAUGUAUAUAUUCUGUGCAGAAACUCUUCUGGCAAA